GGCGGGGCCACAGGGCGGUUGGGAGGCGGCCGCGUGCAGGACCCCGCCCCCGCCCCCGACCCGCCGGCUAUGGCGCCGCGUCGCCGCCGCCACCCUCGGGGCCGCGAGCCCGAGCCCGAGCCGGGCGAGCUCCGCCUGGGGCCUAGGGAGGGGAGCCCGGAGCGGCCGGCAUCCAGUAAGAUCUUACCAGCCUUUCCAACGCCUGAUUACUCCUCUGAUGUAGAGCCAGACACGAGAGAGAUGGUACGAGCACAGAACAAAAAGAAGAAGAAAUCUGGGGGCUUCCAGUCUAUGGGUUUGAGUUAUCCUGUAUUCAAAGGAGUCAUGAAGAAAGGCUACAAAGUGCCUACGCCAAUCCAGCGGAGGACUAUCCCUGUGAUCCUGGAUGGGAAAGACAUGGUGGCCAUGGCAAGGACUGGCAGUGGGAAGACGGCUUGUUUCCUCAUCCCCAUGUUUGAGAAGCUGAAGGCGCACAGUGCCCAGACAGGAGCACGAGCCCUCAUCCUCUCGCCAACCCGCGAGCUUGCCUUGCAGACUAUGAAAUUCACCAAGGAGCUGGGCAAGUUCACAGGCCUGAAGACUGCAUUGAUUCUGGGAGGAGAGAGGAUGGAAGACCAAUUUGCAGCUCUGCAUGAGAACCCUGAUAUAAUUAUUGGCACCCCCGGGCGCCUGAUGCACGUGGCUGUGGAAAUGAAUCUGAAGCUGCACAGUGUGGAGUACGUGGUGUUUGACGAAGCUGACAGGCUCUUUGAGAUGGGGUUUGCGGAGCAGCUGCAGGAGAUCAUCGCCCGACUCCCUGAGAGCCGCCAGACCCUGCUUUUCUCUGCAACGCUCCCCAAACUGCUCGUGGAGUUUGCUCGGGCCGGUCUCACUGAGCCAGUCUUGAUCCGCUUGGACGUGGAGACAAAACUCAGUGAGCAGCUCAAGCUGGCCUUCUUUCAUGUGCGUGCGGAUGACAAGCCGGCCGUGCUGCUGCACCUGCUGAGGAGCGUGGUGAGGCCUCAGGACCAGACAGUCGUCUUCGUGGCCACCAAGCACCAUGCGGAGUACCUCAAGGAGUUGCUGACGGCGCAGGGAGUGAACUGCACCCAUAUCUACAGCUCCCUGGACCAGGCGGCCCGGAAAAUCAACAUCGCCAAGUUCGUGCACGGCCAGUGUGCAGUGCUGAUUGUUACUGAUGUGGCUGCCCGUGGCAUCGACAUCCCCAUGCUGGACAAUGUCAUCAACUACAGCUUCCCUGCGAAGCCCAAGCUGUUCCUCCACCGUGUCGGCCGUGUGGCCCGUGCUGGCCGCAGUGGCAUCGCCUACUCCCUGGUGGCAUCAGAUGAGACCCCAUAUGUCUUUGACUUGCACCUGUUCCUGGGGCGCUCGCUUACCCUCGCCAGCCCCCACGAGAAACCCUCAGACGGAGAAGGGGUGUUUGGCAGAGUCCCCCAGAGCGUCAUCGACGACGAGGAGUGUCUGCUGUUCACUGACCACGAGAGCUCGCUGGACCUGCAGAGUCUGCGCAGGGUGUCGGAGAACGCACACAAGCAGUACCUGAAGUCCCGGCCUGGUCCCUCGCCCGAAUCUGUCAAGAGGGUGAAGGAGCUGGACUUCUCCCUGCUGGGCAUCCACCCGCUCUUCAGUUCUUGCUUUGGGGAGGAUGAGCUGGAGAGACUGAAGUUCGUGGACAACAUUAAAACCUACAGAUCCAAAGCAACCAUCUUUGAGAUCAACGCCACCAACAAAACCCUGGCCAGUGAUGUGAUGCGAGCCAAGCGGAGCCGCGACCGCAGCCUUAUCGACAAGUACCAGAGGGGGCAGCAGGAGAGACGGGCUGGGGCUGCGCUGGGAGGCCAGGACCCAGCAGUCCCUGCCCCUGAGGAGGAGGAAGCAAACCUCCAGGAAGUGUUCGCUGCUGUGGUGGGCAGGAAGCGGAAGCAGCACCAGGUGGGAGAGGGCGUCGGGAAGAAGCAGCGUUAUGAGGUGCAGCGGGACGAGGAGUUCUACAUUCCCUACCGGCCCAAGGACUUAGAGAGCGAGCGGGGGCUGAGCAUUGGUGGGGAAGGCAGCACAUUUGAGCUGCAGGCUUCUGGCGCCAUGCUCGACCUCCUGGGGGACGAGACCCACAACAUGAGCAAGACCAAGCAGCUGCUCAAGUGGGACCGCAAGAAGAAGCGGUUCGUGGGGAAAACUGGCCAAGAGGACAAGAAGAAAAUCUGCACAGAGAGUGGCAGGUACAUCAGCGGCUCCUACAAGAACAACCUCUAUGAGAAGUGGAAGAAGAAAUACAAAGUUGCGGAGUGUGACUCCGAGGAGGAGGCGGGGGGCGAGCCGAGAGGCGGGACGCACCGUAGGGGCAGAGGAGGCAGGCGGCUGGCGCCCUCCCCAGGGAAGCGCAGCUCCCAGCAGGGGAAGGUGCACUCGGAGCUGAAGAGCAAGCAGCAGAUCCUGAAGCAGAGGAAGAGGGUGGCCAAGCAGAACUUUCUGCAGAAGGGCGGCCUGAAGCGGCUGAAAGGCAAGAACCGGCAGCGGGUGCAGGAGCUGCGCAGGACGGCAUUCGGCCGUGGUGCUGCCAAGAAGGGUAAAAUGAGGAAAAGGAUGUAGAGAAUGGAGCGUGGGAGAGCAGCAGGCCUGAUCUGAGCAAAGGACUGAUUCCGAGCCAUCUUCCCUUGCUGGGGGGUGAGCUGCCCUGUGCAAACUCUGGCCUGGGCAGGAGCCAUUAAAUGAUGUUGUGGUCGGUAUUUAGUUUCUGUUAGUUGUUUGUGUCAAAUGCAGCAGAGGGGAGCCGAGAGAGGAGUUCCUGUUGCCUUGACCAGCUAACUCUCUUUCGAGAGUGCAGGAAAACCGGUCGGGGGGGUGGGGGGGGAAACCACAGCUGUGCUAGCCUGCACCACUGGUCCUAGUCUGGACUGGUUUUCACCACCUACUCACUCCUUCUCCCAAAGGAUGUUCCUGACAUUGCAUGAGGUUGCUUUUAAAAGCAGUUUUUGAUCAUAGCACCUCCCCCCCGCCAGGCAGCAGCAACACCUUGCUGGUCCCUGAUUGCAUUUGUUUCUGCAGAGCCCCCUCUCCCGGCAGUCUAAGCUAGACCAUGCAUGAAUUUGACCUCAGUGCCCCCUUGUGAAGAAAGGUAACAACAGAGGGGGGUUUCAGAGAAGAGCACUCACUUUUCAGGCCUGGCUGCAAAAUGGUAUUUAUGUAAUAUAAGCUAUCGGUCUCAGAGCGCAUUGCAAAGGAAGUCAGUAUUGUCCCCAUUUUACAGAUGGGGAAACUGAGGCACAGGGGGUGACUUGCCCAAAAUCACCCAGCAGGCCAAUGGCAGAGCCAGGACUAAAGCCCAGUCUGAGUCCCAAUCCUUUGUGCUGUCUGAUCAUUGCUGUCCAGCUGUAUUCCCCUGGUAAUUCCAUUUCUCUGCCUCAAGCCAGCCAGAUUCUUAGUCUCAGGGCUUAGCUCCUUAUGUUAUACAGACAAAACCACACAGGUUUGUUUCAGGGGACAAGAUGUCACAUUUAAACAAUUUGAUUUAUGACCAAUAACUAAUAUCUAAUACCUAUGUAGCCACACACACAAAUGUUCUGCAGCUGCUGUAUAGUUACCAGUCCUGAAUGUAGCUGGAGUUCAUAGCUCGUGGCAGCUAACUGGCCAGGAAAACCAGGCACAAAGAAGGGCUGGGGCUCUGUUAGGCAGGCACUGAUGCCCUUCCAUGUUGGCAGCAGAAUGUUACCCUCCAAAGUCUUCCAUCUCAUCCAUCCUUUUUGUAGGCUUUAGUUUGAAUCCAGUCUAUAGGUCUUGCUGUGUCAAGCUGCCCCUGGGUUCGGUGUGAUUGAUCACCCGUCAAUUGCAGACAUGACUUUCAGCCUAGGACCUGGCUUUUAUGUUUCCUCAAUUGUACUUUUGUUCUUUUCUUUUGAGGGUGGACUCCUCUUACUUUGUCAGGGCUGUCGUAUGCAUCUUCAGCCAUUGGGUGUUUACACUUUAUUUUAUCAGAACAGGCUGGGGCUGAAGGUUGAUUCCAUCAUCCAUACAUUCCUCAUUCACACAUCUAAACUAGUAAGAUUACAGCAGGGUUUUGCAAAACAGAGUGAACAUUUUAAAAUGGAGUUUGAGUUACAAUAUGGACAAGUGUAAGGAAUGGCAAACAGUGAGCUGAAGUUACAAUGUUGCAUUGAUCAGUUCUACACUUACACAGCUGGGGGUACUCUCCUGCGUCUUCAGCUAUGUGACCAUGGGGGGAGCAGUAAGUGUCCUCAGCUCCCUGUUGCCUGUCACUCCAUCUCCUCCUAACUAUGUCAGUUGUGUGGGAGGCGGUGCUCGAUCAAGAGAUGAUUAGAAGGUGGAUUUUCUGAUAAAGAGCCCUCAAAACUGUUGUUGAGAACCUGCACAUGUGCUUUUCUCCUCUGACAAUACCAUCUGUGCAAGGUCUUUUGCUCUUGGCACAUAAAAAGAUGGAGGGAUGUCCCCAAAGGAAAAUGAAUAGAGGUGCAAUCAUAGAAUAUCAGGGUUGGAAGAGACCUCAGGAGGUCAUCUAGUCCAAACUCAAGCUCAAAGCAGGACCAAUCCCCAGUUUUUGCCCCAGAUCCCUAAAUGGCCCCCUCAAGGAUUGAGCUCACAACCCUGGCUUUAGCAGGCCAAUGCUGAAACCACUGAGUUAUCUGUCCUGUCCCAGCCCAUCCUCCUUCCCCUCUCUCCCCCCCGAGGGCAAUGGGCAGCCAUACCAUGGCGAGUACAAACUGGGGCAUUUAAAGAUACUUCUGCAAUCCAGUGUCACCUAUAACAGUGCAGAUGGCCAGAGGCAGCAUGUGCAGGCCCUGAGCCAGCCACCUGCAGUGAGGAAACUUCACUUGCUUUAGACUUUAAAUGCUUCCUGGGUCCCCUCAGAUGGUCUCUCCUGCUCAGGGCUGUGUGGCAGUAUGCAAAGGGGGGAAAUUGAGCCGUUUGACUUGCUUUUAAAAUGGGGCCUUACUGUUUUUUCAGCCUAAAUUGAACUAAGCUUUGUAUCAAAAGUCAAUGUAAAUAAUGGCCCACACUUUUUUUACUCCAAUAAAUUAUUUUUUCUAUUGUC
Messenger RNA from Dermochelys coriacea (leatherback sea turtle), 5047 nucleotides. It is a transcript of the gene DDX54, whose product is annotated as DEAD-box helicase 54. Gene Ontology annotation, molecular function: RNA binding; RNA helicase activity; ATP binding. The record is from RefSeq and is a predicted model, not a curated record. The coding region runs from base 70 to 2589 and encodes 839 amino acids. Gene Ontology annotation, cellular component: nucleus. The transcript has 20 exons. Lineage: Eukaryota; Metazoa; Chordata; Testudines; Dermochelyidae.